UCUUAUGCUAUAUCAGCCUCUUGCUUGUCAGACUAGUCGCGUUUGCAUCAUCGGUCUCUGCUAACGUUAGCGAGAAAAUGUUAUUUAAAACCCUCAAAUGCAUUGUGCUGUACGUGAUUUUGCUGCCACUGGUAAGGCACAUAAAUUAAUGCAAUUCGUGUAAUUCAGUAUUAUAACGAUAUUUAUUUAUUUAUGUUGAUGGUGCUAGAAAAUCCCUCGUUGAACGUUCAAGUUUUAUUUUCAUUUUUUGCAAAAACAGGAUUUGCAUGGUUUAUAGGCAAGAAAGACAGCGCUAGCUUCGCUAAUAUAGGCUAACUAAGGGUAUGGUGAGUCUAGCUAUAUGCUUGCUGUUAGCCUGAAUGUCAUGUUUACGGCCAUCUGAAUUUAGCACUGGCGAGAUCCAUUUGCAUUGUAGCUUGCUGGAUGAAAUUUUCUUAUUAAUUUAUAAUUAGGCCUACUGCUUUUCACUGGAUGACUGGUUCUUAACAUAAGGCUCAGUCUGCCUUUUGCACUGCUCUUGCUCGAUUGCUAACGUAAGGCAUUUCGCUCAGCCGAUGUUUUCCAUGAUUGGCACUGAUGAGGGAACGAUGCUCAUCGGUUGCUGGGGAGAAUUUUAGCUCGAGCUAACGUUAGCGAUCUUGCUUGGUGAUGCUGCUAUUUUCUGCACCGGCCACUGCAAUAAUAAAAUGGAAGUGCAUUUCGUGGCGUACCCUACGAUAUAAGAACAUAUGUUUCACUCGGACUAUGGGGACUCCUGCUCCCACGUCAUCGCCUCCUUCCCAGAGUUCCGUAACUCAGGUCCCGGUGUCAACUGUCUGAACUAAACCCCCCCCAGCACAGACCACUUGCAGUCCUGCCCUCACCAGCCCUUACUGCAGAGAGAAUGGACAGCCCCCCCAAGCUUUCGGGGGAGACCCUGAUUGUGCAUCACAUCCCCCUGGUGCACUGCCAGGUCCCGGGCCGGCAGUGCUGCGGGUCCUCCAAGCACGCCACGCCCUUCUGCACCCCGGACAACCUGGGCCUGACGCGGACCACCUCGCUGCCCGAGCGGGACGUGGUGUCCCGGGAGGCGCUGGUGUACAGCAGCCUGAUCCAGACCUCCAGCAGCAGCUGCUCCAGCGGGAGCGGGGGCGGGGGCGAGGGCGGAGGGAUGGAGGGCGCGGGCCGCCGGGGUGGCAGCUUGGUCAGCGACUCCUCCUCCUUCACCUCCAACAACUCGGAGGACCCGCCCCUCCUGCCCCUGGGUCCCAAGGGCCGGGACAAGGGCAACCCGCUCCGGCACAACCCCUUCCUCCUCAACGCCGAGGAGGACGACGAGGAGUACGACGAGGACGACGAAGGAGACAACCUGAACGGCUACCUGGAGGACUCCUCCUUCCACCUCCACGGCAAUUCCAACGGCGCCAUGGACAACGGGUCGGGGGUGUCACCCUUUCACCUGCACGAUGUGGGGUUCCCCCCCGAAGCCUUCCUGAUGAGCGGCCGCCGGUCCUGGAGUGCCUUUGGGGGCCUGGCGGGGGGGCCGGAGGCUGCCCUGGAGGGGGCCCGAAUCGGAGCCCUAAAAGCCGCCACCAGGCUGGAAGGCCUGAACCUGCUGGGGCUCGAACGCCAGUGUCGCCAUGGCAGCAGCGGCUCCACCCUGUCCAUGGACUGCGGGGAGCAGGAGUGGGGCGAGGAGGAGGAGGACGAGGAGGAAGACGAAGAGGAGGAGGAUGACGAGGUCCCCCCCAGGGGCAGCCAGCGCGGCCAGACGUGCAGCUGCGGCUCCAGCUGCGACUUUGCCCCGCCCUCCUCCUCCCGCCGCCGCUGCUGCUGCUGCAGCCUUCCCGAGCCUUUUCCGGAAGCUUUCCCCGAGGGCCCGACGGGCUACGGCAGCGACUCCUCCUGCAACAGCUCCGACGGCGUGCUGGUCAACUUCAGCGCCAUCUACAACAAGAUGAACAACGCCGUGCCCGCCAAGCCGCCCAACCUCAACAGCUCCGCCGAGCAGUCCUGCAAUUCCUCCUCCCCCGAGCCGGGGGGCGCCUUCUACCUGGACCUUCACGUCUCGCCGACCGACCUCCGGGCCGUCGCCGGGGCCUCUCCCCGGGAGGGCGGCCCCUGCCCCUCCUCCUGCGCCUGCCAGACCCCCGAGGCCCUGGACGCCAACUGCAACUCGUACCACGUGCCCUGCGAGGCGGCGGAGCUGGCCGCCUGCGUGCAGAGCCAGGCCCGGCUGGCCGCCGCCACGCAGAACUACUACAAGCUGGUGACCUGCGACCUCUCGUCCCAGUCCUCGCCCAGCCCCCCCGGCUCCUCCAUCGGCAGCUGCUCCGAGGAGCAGGACCGGGGGGGCAGCCCCACCCAGGCCACCGAGUACUACCUCUUCAGGCAGCCCCAGGAGCAGGAGGGCGAGGAGGCCAUCCAAGAGGACCUGUCCCAGGACCAGGAGGAUGAUGAGGGGACACAGAGAGGAGGCUCGGACCCCUCCCAGAACAGGAUCGAGGGGCAGCUGUACGUCAACGUGUCGCCGCCGCCGCCGCCGAGCGGCAGGGAUGGGCGGGAUGUGGGCGGGGCCACGGGCCGCCCCCGCUCCCGCAGCUACGACCGCACCCUGGACCGCCCCCCUUCCCCCUCCGCGGGCUCCCUGGAGCGGAUGCUGAGCUGCCCCGUCCACCUCAGCCUCGGCUCCGCCCACUCCCCGCCCCCGACGCCGCCCCGCGUCACCUCCUUCGCCGAGAUCGCCCGGAGCAAGAGGCGGAACGGGGGAGGCGGCUCCCCCUCCCUGAGGGCCAGCGCGGAGGCCACGCCCGCCUCCUCCCACGAGCACAGCCCCGCCCCUGAGCUGCCCCACCUGAGGGAGAGCCACAGCCUGCCCCCCAUGCCCCUCUGCUGCGGCCAGGACGGGGGCGCGCGGGAAUCCGCGGGACGGGAGCUGCGCACCAGAGCUGAAGGCGGCUCUUGUUCCUCGGGGGAUGUGGUGCGGUACAGUAAGGACCAGCGGCCCACCACCCUGCCCAUCCAGCCCUUCACCCUGCAGCACCAGGUGGGCAAGGCCCAGAGCAAGCCGCUCCGGCCCCUGCUCAGCGAGUACGUCAGCCAGAUGUACAGCCGUCCCACGGGCCAGCCCGCCCCCGACUCGGCCCGCCCCUCCCCGCUGGGCAGCUACUCCCCCGUCUGCCUGCAGGGGGCGGCCAGCUCGGGCACCUGCUCCACCUGCACCCCGCCCAGCCCCGAACCGGGCCGCGGCAGGCCCCAGCCCCCCCGCAGCCUCUCCUGCCCCCUGCAGGCCAGCCUUCUCCCUGCGCGGGCCUCGCCCAGCCCCGCCCCUGGGCCCGCCCCCGCCCUAGAGCCCCGCCCCAAGCAGGUCCGCCCGCCUCACACCCCGCCCCCAGCCCCCCUGAAGAAGGAGCUGCCGCCCCCGGCCGUGCUCCCGCCCAUUUCCGCCCACUGCCUGCACCACAAGCCGCUGCCCAGCCUGCUGGCCCCGCCCACCGCCACCUUCAGCCCCCUGGUGCAGCUGGAGCCAGCCGCCGCGCCCAGCUGUACUGGACUCCGGGCCCUCAAUGCGCACCACCUCUCUCCUCAGGCCCUGAAAUGGCGGGAGUACCGUCGGCGGAACCCGCUGGGCGUGGAGAAGACCCCGCUGGGCGCUGAGAGGACCCCACUGGGCGUGGAGAGGACCCCGCUCUCUGGCAGUCUGGACACCAGGAGGAGCGCCGAAAGCAGGCUCUCCCGCCGCAAUGUGUUCGACUUCCCAGCAGCCACCAGUCACGCUCACGCCCGGCCAAAUGUCUCGAGUGGGAAGGCCGGGCAGCAUUACUACAGCGACUUCUUCCCCGACCACUUCUCCCUGACCGAAAAGCCGCCGGAGGAGUUCUGCCUCUCCCCUGACGCCACCUCGGAGUCCAUCUCCAUCAACCUGGCACAGAAGAGAGGUCUGGUGAAAGCCAUCAACACUUCGGUGGACCUGAUCGUGGCUCAUUUUGGCACCAGCCGGGACACUGGCGUGAAGGCUAAACUAGGCAACAGCUCCAUCAGUCCCAACGUGGGGCACCUUAUCCUGAAGUACCUGUGCCCCGCCAUCCGGGACGUCCUGCAGGAUGGCCUGCGGCCCUAUGUGCUGGACCUGAUAAUCGGGCAGCGCCGGAACCAGCCCUGGAGCGUGGUGGAGGCCUCUACGCAGCUGGGCCCGUCCACACGUGUGCUCCACAGCCUCUUCUGCAAGGUGAGCCAGUAUUCGGAGCUCACCAGCCACAGCAUGAGGCUGAACGCCUUCAUCUUCGGCCUGCUGAACUUACGGUCCUUAGAGUUCUGGUUCAAUCACCUGAACACUCAUGAAGACAUCAUAGCGGCUCACUACCAGCCCUGGGGCUUCCUGUCUCUGUCCCAGGGGGCCUGCCAGCCACUCCUGGAGGAGCUGCUCCUGCUCCUGCAGCCCCUGUCCCUGCUGCCCUUCGACCUGGACCUGCUGUUCGAGCCCCACCUCCUGCAGGAGGGCCAGGAGCACCUGCGCCGCAAGGAGCAGCUCUGCUCCGCCGGCCAGGGCCUGGAACAUUCCAUACGCUCCACUUUCCAGCUGAUGAGAGGUUGGGGCGUGGCGGGGGCGGAGCCCAGAAGAGACGGAGCGGAGUCUAGGGCAGAGGGGGCAGGGUCAGAGAGGGAGAAAACAGAACCGAGGAGAGAGGGGACGUGGCCUAGGGUGGGAGGGGCGGAGCCUAAGAUGGAGGGGGCGGACUCUAAGAGAGGCAGAGCGGAAGCGAGGCAAGAAGGGACGUGGUCUAGGAUGGGAGGGGCGGAGCCUAAGAUGGAGGGGGCAGGGCCUAAGAGAGAGAAAGCAGAAUCGAGGCAAAAGGGGCUGUGCCCUAGGAGGGAAGAGGCGGGGCCCAGGAGAGACGGGAUGGAUGAGCAGAUGGGAAAUUUGGGGCUGAGGAAAGCGAGGGCGGGGCUGAAGAGGGCUGAGCCACAGAGGGAGGGCAACAGUAGGUCGACAGAGAUGGAACUCUGGAGAGACUGUGGGGGGAGCAGGAGCACACCAAGGGUGAAGGGGGUAGGGGAAGAGUCUGGGCAGGAGCAGGAGGAGACUGAGAGGAGGAGGGAGAGGGGCGUUUUCAGGGACGGCCUCAGGCGGAGGGACAGGCAGGCCGGAUGGUGGUACCAGCUCAUGCAGAGCUCCCAGGUGUACAUAGACGCCUCCACCGAGGGGUCAAAGUUCGUCAAGUGGGAGAAGAGGAAGAGGCCGACGGGCGAGUCGCCCGGAGCCGGCCGCCGACCGACCCGGCCUCCGCCGAGGGAGGGCGUGGUGGAGGGGGCGGAGGCCGGCCAGGAGGGGGAGGGGCCGAAGACGGUGGGGGCGACAGGGCCCAGGAGCGGCGCCCGAGGGAAGCCCAAGCCCUCGUGGAUGGGCAGCCCGCCUGAGUCAGUGCUCAGCGAGCUGAAGAGGAGCAGAGAGAAGGAGGCGGAGACGACGGAGGGAGAGCCAGCGGAGGCGCGGGGGGAGCCCACGCAGAGCAUACGCUGGGGCAGGCUGUUUGGAGCCGGAGUGGGCCCCUCCACCCGGUCCCAGGCCAGACUACCAUCAGGUUGGCUGAGUUUGGACAGAUCGGUGCUGGACUUCGUGGCUCAAACGGUGGGGGCGGGGAGACAUCCGUUCCUGACCCCGCCCUCUCAGAGCCAGGCUCCACCCCCAGCAGAGCAACCGCAAGCACACGCCACCCAGCAACAAGUGCCAAGGGAGGUGCGGGCUCUAUGCCACCACAUUGCCACCCAUCCUGGGCAUUUAAGCUUCAGCAGGGGGGACGUCCUGCAGGUGCUGAGCCGCGCCCAGCCGGACUGGCUCCUUUGUGCCAGGGGGGGCGCUGAGGGCCUGGUGCCCGUCGUCUACGUCACCCUCAGUGAGGAGCCCCCGGCACCUCCGGGGCCACACUGAUCCUGGAACAUCGGCUACAAGAAACCGCCGAGACUUAACACGCCCUGUAGGUAGCUGGUGCCCUCAAGCACUGACCCCAGGUCAGUUAUGGAUUUUUGCACAGAAUCUGUGGGGGUUGUGAUUAGGGAUGUGGGCAGUUGACCCUGGAUCAGGAGUUGAGGACACAGUCUACUCGGAAUGAAAACACGCCCACGCACACACACACACACACACACACACGCACACGCACACGCACGCACACACACACACACACACAAACACACACGUCAUUCACACUGGCACAGGGCACAAAAACACAACUUUAUAACAUACUCUGACUAAAGCUGGUCAUGAAUUGGAAGCUAUCCAACUUGGUCAUCUAUCUGUCUGUGUUACUGCUGGCACAUUGCAGACAGCCUCUGAGAAUCAGAAGGCUGAACGCGGAUACAGAUUAAUGAUGCACUGAAAGGCCUGUAAGGCCGUUCGAAGGAGCCAUAAAAAUCUGACCUCUUGGUGUCAGUGGAACUGAACAUUCAGUGCAAAACCUUUUUCCAAGAAAGCACAAGCAAAGCAGGUUUGCUAUUUAUUUAUUUAUUUUUUUUGGACGAUGGCUAAGCAGAUGAGGAAUGGUAGAGUUAAAAAAAAAAGUGUAAUUCUUCUCCUUCUCUUUGCAAUUAAUAUGAAUUGGCUUUUGAGAUACCAUUUUACAUUCAAGAAUUAAUUUCAAAGCUCAGUACAAUAUCCCUUCAAGCUCGUUAGAGUGGUUAUUCUAGAAAUUUCUAUUUGAUAAACCAAAGUUACUUUGCUGGACCCUCCAGAGUAUUUUACAUGAGUUUCAAGAAUUUUUCAGUUCCACAGUAAUGCUGACUCUUCAUGUAAUGGUAUCAGAAAGGAAUGGAAGUGAACGUGGGAAACAGACAUGCUCUGAGUUCACUGCUGAUGGGGUAUACACCAGGGGAAACCGUUUUACCUUUGAACCAACAGUUCUGUGCUCUUUGAAUGGACCAACCAGACUCUCUUCACAAACGCUUAUACCCCCCCAUGCCCACCCCCACCCAAACGCACCACAGUAAAAUGGUACACCAAAGGGUUUUUGGUACACCACGGGUUUGGAGCAAAGCCCGUACCUACCCGUUCACGAAAAAGAUCCCACAAGAGGCCGACUUUUCAGGAGAUGUCCCAAAUUACCAGAGUGCUGAAGUCCCAAAUUACCAGAGUGUUUUCAGGAGCGUCCAUGAACAACAGAGCAGAUCCUCUGAAUAGGCUGGCUUUCAGACAGCCCUCCCUCUACCCACUUUGCCUCCGUAGGAACAGAGAGACUGCAGUCAAACGAGGAAAGGGUGGUGGUGCUGGGCGGGUCACCUGCAUGUAUCCCACAAAGAACACUCCGCCCCCCCCCUUCCUCCCACACCCCACCCAAACCCUGAACCCCAAGCCCGAUUUUAUCCCGAAGACUCUGUGGUGGAGCUGGCGGUAUGAACAGGGAAUCUAAUUCCCUUCCACCAAAAACAGCAAGCAAGCUAUAUGAUAACCUGUGUGGAUACACGAACAAUGUAUGUGUUGCAAUACUUUAAUUUAUUGUCUAACGCUGUUAUUUAUUCUGUGGUAGUGAGUCUAGACGCAUAGCAAAGCACAGUGCUGUAUUUAAGAAUGUGAAACGAAAGCGAAAGGGCAGUUGGGUCUGUCUGUAGAACUGUGUGAGAGAGAGGGCCAGAAUCAUCGAUUGGCAUGUUGUAAACACAACCCGUGUUUUGGUCUCCUGGGGGCGCUUGGUAUUUUUGGAGUUGUUGCGCCCCUUAGUGGAGGUGGAGAGAAGUUGAAAAAAGGGAUGAGGGGCCAGGUUCCAAAGAAUCUCAGAUGCCAAAAGCCUAACUACACAUUUUGAAUUGGACCUCAGCCUUAAAAUCGAACUUGCUCAAAUUAAAAGUGGCAUCUUUAUGGCCUAUAACACAAGUCAUUGGUUAGAAAAGUUACAUGGUUAUGAAAAAUGAUUCUGUUGAAAUGAGCAAUUGUUUUGACUGUAAGUCAAAUAGUAUAAUGUGCAUUAUCCUUCUCUGUAAACUGCAGUGUACAACAGUAGAAUCGCAUAUGCUCUGAUGUACCAUUGAUUUUUCAGAUGGGUAAACUGAGCUUUAAUUUUUCAAAUGAGUUAACAGUAAAUUUGUCUACUUUUAAUCUUGAUUAUUUAUGUAGCACCUUUAUUUGUAACACACUGUACUACAAUCCGUUGUGCAAUUAUAUAUGUAUCUCUCUUUUAAUAUGUAAAAACAAUUAUUUCAUAUUUAUUUCAGUAUUGUAAAUAUUUUGUUCAUUGAAUAUCAACGAUAAAGGUUUUCCAGUAGGCAUGUGUUUCCUUGCAUAGUUUCUAACCACAAUGGACAAAAAUGUAGUUGAUAUUAUCCAGAACAGCAUAUACAGAGUUAGGAUUGGCAAAUCAGUGUUGUCAUCUUGUCAUCUGGAAUGAAGAGUGUGGGAAGAAUGUGGAUUGAUUUUUGUGGGAAGAGUGGAACCAUUUCAAAGACUGUAAGAGCUGUAUGUGAUCAGGAUUUUACGACGUUCUCAAAGUCCUAAAGGCUGAAUUCCCCAUCAGUCUUCCGGACAGUUUUCUUAUCGGUUCCACCCUUAGCAGAAAUGACAGGCAGUAUUACGUCUAGCAGCAGAACAGGACUAGUCAAGUAGUGGACAAAACUGAGUGAUGGUGCCUUUUUGUGAGGACAGAGGGAAUAAGGCGAGAACUGCCUUGAACUGCUCGCAUAUUGAUUGGUUCCUUAAAUUGCUUGAUGUUUGAGCCUUGGAAUAAACCCACCUGUCUACAGGGGAAUGGCAGAGGAACCGGUGAUACCUUCAGUUUAUGUUUUAAAUAAACCUGUUUUUCCAUUUGUAUUGAACUGUUACUUCCGCUUGUACAUUCUGCAAAUGCCACUAAUGUCUUUUUUUCCUUCAUGCUAUAAAAUGUGUAUGACAUUAUCAAGGUACAGUAAUAUGGAUAUUAAAAUCAAAGUGCUCAUGUGAACACAACCUAAACAA
Anguilla rostrata (American eel) is the source of this 8914-nucleotide messenger RNA. Its product is annotated as AP-4 complex accessory subunit RUSC2-like. NCBI's taxonomy places the organism in Eukaryota, Metazoa, Chordata, Actinopteri, Anguilliformes, Anguillidae. Gene Ontology annotation, cellular component: cytoplasmic vesicle. The transcript is spliced from 13 exons. Gene Ontology annotation, molecular function: protein binding. The record is from RefSeq and is a predicted model, not a curated record. The coding region runs from base 884 to 5908 and encodes 1674 amino acids.